CCGCUCAAUGCUGGGGUGUUCUUGAUGCGGAACAGCGAGUGGUCGAGGGAGUUUGUCAUGAGGGUCUGGGAACGGGGGAUGAGUGGGAAAGAGGGAGAGGAGGGGAGUGAGCAGGAUGCCAUGCAACGGACCCUCAUCGAUCUCGGCGAGAUUCCCGGGCCCUACCCUCGUCCUGGCCCCAACACCCCUUCUCCUCCGACUCUUCAUCCGAGACAUGUGUGGAUGCCGGAUCAACAUCAGCUUAACUCUUACCCGGAUGAGAUCGGAUGUGUUCAGGAUGGGAGUAGACAGUGGCGAAGGGGUGAUUGGAUUUUGCAUUUUCCGGGUGCGUGGGCGUAUCUGGGGAAGGCCGUGGAGGAUCCGUAUGGGGUUUUGAUGAGGAAGUAUGAAGGGAGGGUUGUUGAUCGUUGAUACUGACGAGGGAGGGGGAGAGAGGGUUGGAGUUCAUUAAGGGUUGGGCUACAUAUGCGUGUGGAAUCUACGUUCUUGAAUAUGUGCA
Molecule: messenger RNA, 499 nt
Organism: Saitoella complicata NRRL Y-17804
Lineage: Eukaryota; Fungi; Ascomycota; Saitoellomycetes; Saitoellales; Saitoellaceae
Exons: 1
Coding region: 25-411 (128 amino acids)
Source: RefSeq, a predicted model, not a curated record